AAUAAAAGUAAUGUCAUCAAUCAUACUAUUAAAUGGAACUGAUUGUUAGUGAGUAUUCUGAUGAUUCCGAUUAAUAUAUCUUCAUUUCAUGCCAUUGUUCAUAGUUCGUUGCCUUAAUGUUCCUGUUAGCUGUGUUUAGUUUUCAAUAAUCCUUUGGAUGAUUAAAGCGUAUAAUCUUUUAUUAAGUUUAUCACCUGGAAAAGCCGCGAAAAUAAUAUCAACUCGCUCAUUUACAUCUCCAAACACGGUAUGUCAAGCAAAACCUUAUAAUCAAAUUCCCGGUCCUAAGCCCAUGCCCUUAAUAGGGAAUACUUGGCGUUAUUUACCUUAUAUCGGCGAAUAUGAUAUUGAAAAAACACCAGAAAAUUGUGAGGCCAAUUUAAAGAAAUAUGGUCCAUUGGUUCGAGAAGUACUUUUUGGAAAAUUCAGUAUCCUUCAUGUCUUUGAUCCUUCUGACAUGGACUCAGUUUUUCGCAAUGAAGGGAAAUAUCCUUAUCGUCGUUCACACCGAGCACUUUGCAAAUACCGUCAUGAUAGACCUCAUAUUUAUUCAUCUGGUGGAAUGUUCACUGAAAAUGGAGAUGCUUGGUAUCGAUCUAGGAAGCUUGUGCAGUCAAUGUUACUUAAUCAAUCCCAGAUAAAUCAAUUUAUUCCUGAAAUUAGUUUGACAGCUGACCAAUUAAUAUCUAAUAUACUUGAAAUUAGAAGUCUCUCCGGUUCAGUUGAAAAUUUAAUGCCGCAUCUCUACAGGUGGGCUCUAGAAACCAAUGGACGAGUAUUUGUUGGUCAACAACUUGGAUGUCUGAAUCUCAAAGGAACAAGUGAAAGUGAAGCUUUAUUUGGCGCAAUUCAUGAGACUCAUGAGGCAAUUAUGGCUACUGAAUUGGCAGCAACUAACCUGUGGCAAUAUUUUCCAACCUCUGACUAUAAAAGGUUGGUUAAAUCGCAGGAUGUCAUGGGUGAUAUAAUAUCUAAAUUCAUUGAAAACAUUGAUCACAAUUCAACUUCUAUUCAUGGAGCCAAAUCUAUUGUGUCUCAAUUGUUUAAUCAACCCGAAGCUACAAAAAAAGAUAUUUUUACAAUAAUAAUGGAUUUGUUCUUGGCUGCUUUCGAUACAACCUCAUUUGUCGUCGCUUUUGCUCUCUAUCAUCUUUCAUGUAACCAGAAAUGUCAAGAUCAAGUUCGCAAAGAAUUAUUUGAAAUAUUCCCGAAUGGCAAAGAACCUAUUUCCGUUGAAAGUCUUCAACAAAUGAAAUAUUUAAAGGCCUGUGUUAAAGAAUCAAUGAGAAUCAAUCCUUUUUCAAUUGGAACUGGAAGAGUUACAACUCGAGAUAUGACAAUUAGAGGUUUUCAUAUACCAACUGGAACCAUGAUAAUUGUUCAAAAUCAAGUGGCUUGUAUGCAGGAAUCAAACUUUCCUCGACCUAAUGAGUUUAUCCCUGAAAGGUGGUUAACUUUGGAACGAGGAAACUGGCCAAAAGCGUCACCAUUUGCUAUGCUUCCUUUCGGUUAUGGAGCUAGAAUGUGCAUAGGAAGACGUUUAUCUGAAUUAGAACUUUACAUUUUAAUUGCCAAAAUUUUAAGGAAUUUUCGCGUUGAAUUUGAUGAUGAUGAGCCAUUCCGAGCUAAAACUCGUUUCAUAAACGUUCCAGUUGGUCCUUUAAAGUUACGAUUUAUUGACAUUUCAAACUAACUUAAUGAAGUUUACAUUUUAAUUUUUUACCUGAAUCAUUGGAUUUUAAAGUAUCUUGCUGUUAAAAUUUUUAUCGUAAUCUUUUUUUAUU
Messenger RNA from Tetranychus urticae (two-spotted spider mite), 1784 nucleotides. The record is from RefSeq and is a predicted model, not a curated record. NCBI's taxonomy places the organism in Eukaryota, Metazoa, Arthropoda, Arachnida, Trombidiformes, Tetranychidae.